This is a messenger RNA of Camellia sinensis, 1055 nucleotides long. NCBI's taxonomy places the organism in Eukaryota, Viridiplantae, Streptophyta, Magnoliopsida, Ericales, Theaceae. The record is from RefSeq and is a predicted model, not a curated record.
AUAUCGCCUGAAACGAUAUCGGAAACGCCUGUCCGAUUCGGAAUACUGGGGUGUGCUACCAUAGCACGCAUGCUAUCAAGAGCAAUUAGACUCGCACCAAAUGCCUCCAUCUCCGCCAUUGGAAGCCGUUCGAUCGACAAGGCCUCGAAAUUCGCGUCCGAAAACGGCUUCCCGGCGUCGGCUAAGGUCUACGGCAGCUACGAAGCUGUGUUAGACGAUCCAGAAGUCGACGCCGUUUACGUGCCUCUCCCGACCAGCUUGCACUUGAAGUGGGCCGUUUUAGCCGCCGAGAAGAAGAAGCACCUGUUGCUGGAGAAGCCGGUGGCGCUGGACGUGAAGGAGCUUGACACGAUUCUCGAGGCGUGUGAAUCGAAUGGUGUGCAGUUCAUGGACGCUACCAUGUGGAUGCACCAUCCUCGGACGGCUAAGAUGAAAGAGUUCCUCUCCGAUCCGCUGCGUUUUGGGCAACUCAAAUCGAUUCACAGCAUCUUUACCUUCGAUGCUGGCCCUGACUUUCUCAACAACAACAUCCGUGUGAAGCCAGAACUUGGCGCUCUUGGCGAUGCAGGGUGGUACUGCAUCCGGGCAAUCCUCUGGCCCCUUUUCGCUUUUGAACCCCUCUGAGACAGAUGAACAGAGAGGCGACGAUCUGGACGACAGAGGCGACGAACGGAGAGGGCUGAGCCGAUUUCCCAGCGAGGUGAGGAGAGACGGCGACAGACGAACAGAGAGAGGCGGCGAGAGGCUGAGCCGAUUCCCACACUUGUCUGUCCAACCCAAAUCCCAGUUUGGUUGAUGCAAUGCAACAAUUAUAUGGGGUGGAUAAUGGUGAUGAUGUGAGCUUCAGGGAUGGGAGCUAGCAAAUGGCAAUACUUGAUAAUAGUGGAUGGGGAUUAAAAUUCAUUUUGUAUUUGAUGGGAGUUGAUGUUCAAAUUUUUUUUGUUCAUUUUUUUUCUUCUUUUUUAUUUGGAGAGAAUGACACUUGUUUCUCAUUUUUUUCUAGAAAUGUUAUUGGAAUAAAAAAAUCUUAGUAUCAAAUUUAUGUUGUGACCAAA